Menidia menidia (Atlantic silverside) is the source of this 2245-nucleotide messenger RNA. NCBI's taxonomy places the organism in Eukaryota, Metazoa, Chordata, Actinopteri, Atheriniformes, Atherinopsidae. The record is from the annotation of a GenBank genome assembly.
UAUUUCUGUGACACAGAGGACAGACAACUGAAAGACAUGAGUGUGCAAAAUGUCAGCCUGGAACUAUCUGAAAACCUGGAGAGACACAGGACAGUGGGCUUCAGCAGUUCCAAAGCCCUGGUGGUGCGGAGAGGAGAUCCGUUCAGGAUCAGCUUGCAGAUGGCGGGACAACCCUUCAACCCCAGGACUGACUCGCUGAGGAUCAAAGUCAUGCUUGGUCAGCUUUCCGCGAUGAUGCCAGUCACUUUCUCGAGGACGGCUUCUUCCUCAAGCUGGCACGCAUAUAUGGACCCAAAGGGUUUAAACCCUCUGAAACCCUCCAUCUUUAUUUGCCCUCCUGCCUAUGCCUCUGUGGGCUCUUACAGGUUUCAGCUGUAUCUGCUCACGCAGGGUGUCCAGAGCGGUCAAGCAUUUGGAAAAUUCAUCCUGCUCUUCAACCCCUGGUGCCCUGAGGAUGCAGUAUAUGUUCCAUUUGAGGAUCAGAGAGAAGAAUACGUCCAGAGCGACUCUGGGUUGCUGUUUAUGGGGACAGCUAAGAACCUGGUACCAAGACCGUGGUCCUUUGAUCAGUAUGAGCCUGGUGUCCUGGAAGCAUGUCUGAAUAUGCUACAAGUCAGCCCUUACCACCAAAGAAACAGAAAAAUUGACUACUUCAAACGAAAUAGCCCAGUCUACAUCGGCAGGGUGGUUUCUGCCAUGAUUAACUGUGAGGACGAUCGUGGCGUGCUGAAAGGGAACUGGUCAGGUGAAUUCAAACAAGGUGUCCAUCCCUCCAGCUGGACAGGGAGCGGUGACAUCCUGAAACAGUGGGUCCAGUCUGGUUACAACCCGGUCAAAUAUGGGCAGUGCUGGGUGUUUGCAGCUGUCAUGUGCACAGUUAUGCGAGUUCUUGGCAUCCCUUGCCGUGUUGUCACAAACUUCAACUCAGCUCAUGACACCAAUGCCAACCUGGUGAUUGAGGAGUAUUACAGCGAGACGGGGAAGAAGCUGAACUUCACCAAAGACAGCAUAUGGAACUUUCACGUGUGGGUUGAAUGCUGGAUGACUCGCAGAGAUCUGGGACCUGAGAUGGAUGGAUGGCAGGUCCUCGACCCGACCCCUCAAGAGCGGAGUGGAGGAGUGUACUGCUGUGGCCCUGCUCCUGUCAAAGCCAUUAAGAGUCAGCGCAUUGACUUGCUUUAUGACGUCCCGUUUGUCUACGCUGCGGUCAACGCCGACGUACACACGGUCAUCGUGGAACAGGGUCAGAUCCUCGCCAUCAGCAAAGACACGGAGAAGGUUGGAGCCCUCAUCUGCACGAAAACCAUCGGGUUCCCAAGAUUGCACAACAUCACGGCAGACUACAAACUCGUCAAAAGCCCAACUUCAUCACUCUCAUCAAUGAGCUCCAGCGUUUCAGAUGUCUCAACCUUAAGCAGAGGAGUUUCAUCCAAGGGAGUCAAGAUCCUCCUGAUGCUAGACAAAGCCCCAGUCUCUGGGGAGCCAAUCCUCUUUACAGUGAAAGUUAGGAACAAUCAGAAUGUAACGAAGACGAUGAGAGUACAUUUCAAUGCUCAGGUGAAAGAAUACAACCACAGCCCCUCUGACACCUUUUGGGAAAACCAUGGCAUCUUACAGCUAGCACCCAUGGAAGUUAAGCUGCUGCGGCAACAGAUCCUCCCUGACCAAUAUGAGGAAGUGGUGGGUGAUGACCUGAUCAAUCUGGCAGUUGUCCUGGAGGAUAUGGCCAGUCAUGAGCGGGUCCUUGCCUCAGAUGAGUUCAACAUUGCCAGCCCGCAGCUCACCAUACAGGUUGCAGAUGAAGACUUUAUUGUGCCCCAGAAAGAGCACACUGCCAUAUUGGCCUUCGUCAACCCCUUCACUCAUCCAGUUAGUGGAAUACUGACGGUAUCAGGGGCUGGGCUGAUACACAGAAAGAUUGAAUUCAGGAUGCCUCCCCUGCGUCCGGGAGGGAGAGUGGAGCAGCCCAUUCCAUUCGUCCCCACAAUGGUGGGAGUGAAGAUGCUGCAAGCAACUCUCUCACUUGCAAAAAUCAACACCACAAUAAGAGGAUUUAAGAUGCUCUCUGUCAAAAGUAUUUAGCUAAUGCCUCAUAUGUCCAUGAAUGAUACAAGCAAAAUGUGAAUGUUAUUUAUUUUGUUUAUUAUUAUUUAUCGUCCAUAUUUAUAUGUUUGAGCCAUGAACGUAUUUUUGCUAUUACCACCCUAAAACUUGAAAUUGACUUAGAUGAAUGUUUUUUAAGUGG